AUGCAACCACUGCGGCACAAGAAGCGCAUGGACAGCAGCUCCAGCUCCUCGUGCGAGUCAAAAGAGGUCUUGAUCAAACCGAUACCAAUCGUGAAGCCCAAACCAAAGCCCACGCCUAUACCUCCACCCCCUCCCCCACCUCAGCCUCAGCCUCAGCCUCAGCCUCCAUCUUCACGAUACAGCACAAGACUCUUCUGCAUCUACGCAAAGGACCUCCAACACAACCCCCGUCUCCACCUUGCCGACGCCUACCGACCCACCGGCGACCACAAGUGUCCCUUCUGCCGCACGCACGUCUCCAUCCAACCCGGAAAAGCCUGGGAGCUCGUCGUCGACGGCUACAAGAAGAAAGACGAACGCGGUCAUUGCACUACGGCACCGCGAACUUUUCGCAUCAAGAACCGCUUUAUUGUCAAGAGCCAUAGAGAAGGUGGGGGCUUUGCGUGUGUGCUUUGCGCGAGGUUCAGGAAGUCGGAUACCGUGUGUAGGGGUAUCGAGGCGCUGAUGGAUCAUCUUUGGAGGGAGCAUGCGAGUGAGGAGUUGGAGAGGGAUGCGGAUAUCGUGGAGGUGUAG
Alternaria infectoria is the source of this 573-nucleotide messenger RNA. RefSeq lists its product as uncharacterized. The transcript is spliced from 2 exons. The coding region runs from base 1 to 573 and encodes 190 amino acids. NCBI's taxonomy places the organism in Eukaryota, Fungi, Ascomycota, Dothideomycetes, Pleosporales, Pleosporaceae. The record is from RefSeq and is a predicted model, not a curated record.